Messenger RNA from Necator americanus (New World hookworm), 2910 nucleotides. RefSeq lists its product as uncharacterized. The record is from RefSeq and is a predicted model, not a curated record. NCBI's taxonomy places the organism in Eukaryota, Metazoa, Nematoda, Chromadorea, Rhabditida, Ancylostomatidae. Bases 1 to 2910 code for a protein of 969 amino acids. The transcript has 3 exons. Gene Ontology annotation, molecular function: catalytic activity.
AUGAAGGAGGACCUGACGACACUCGGCGUGUAUGGGCAGUUCAGGCGAGACGCAAAGAAUAGCGACGAAUGGAUUGAUUUUUCGCAAGCUGCAAGGCUGCGGUCAAAGACGACCCAACUCAAGAUGAUAUGGGCUUUCGAUUUAGGCGAUAAUAUCGGCCCACCAAUUCAGUCGAAAGCUAGGGCGUCCCCCAGAAGCGACGCGCAUUGUCCUCGCCCGGGCAAUGUGGCAAAUAUGCAAGGGCUACCGGCUAGAGGACGGACCCGGCCAAAGAAGCUAGUUCGCCAUCGCCAGCAACAUCCAGUGCGCUUGGCAACACUUAACGUUGGGACACUUACUGGAAGAAGUCGCGAACUGGCAGACAGUCUCAGAAAACGCCGUGUUGACAUAUGUUGUGUACAGGAGACUCGCUGGAAAGGCUCCAAGUCAAGGGAAUUAGGCGAUGGCUACAAGCUCAUCUACCACGGCGUAUCAAAUCGCAAUGGCGUUGGUAUCAUAUUGAACGAGUCGUUUAGAAAUAGCGUCACAGCGGUGGAUCGACUAUCGGAUCGCUUGAUGGCUGUAAAAGUAGAUACAGGAGAAGUGGAAUUGCGAGUCGUUUCUGCUUAUGCGCCACAGAUGGGCUGUAGUGAAGAAGAGAAGGCGUGCUUUUGGGAAGAUCUGGAGCAGUACGUCCAAUCCCUGGAAGGCGAAGAAGUACUUCUAAUCGGAGGAGACUUCAACGGACAUGUCGGUUCUCGGAAAGACGGGUUCGAGAGUUGUCAUGGUGGAUACGGUUUUGGAGCUCGCAACGACGACGGGUUGCGAAUCCUGGAGUAUGCUGUUGCAAGUGACUUGAUCAUUGCUAACACGCAGUAUCGGAAAAGAAAAUCGCAUUUGAUCACGUACACCAGCGGCGGUCGUGAAACACAAAUAGAUUUCUGGAUGUUACGUCGACGAGAUCGCCGACUUCUGCAGGAUUCAAAAGUCAUCCCUACAGACCAUGUCGCUGCCCAACACCAUCUGCUCGUUAUGGACUUGAAAAUCUCCCGUCCAAGGAAGAGACAUCCAAGAAUUGAAACACAGCGCAUCAAAUGGUGGAAUCUGAAGAAUCGAAAGGAGGUAUUUUUUGCGUCAGUGACUCCAUCUGCACUUCCCCACCCUACUCGUAGUGUGGAGGAAAUGUGGUCGUCUAUUUCCAGCGUUAUACGCUUGACCGCGGAGAACACUCUGGGAAAGACGACUCUAGGUAAGCCUAAAGUACAAAAGGCUGCGUGGUUUUGGAACGAGGAAGUUCAGGCAGCAAUUCGUGAGAAGAAGUCCAAGUAUAAGCUCUGGUGGAGGACACGUCAGCCUGAAAAUCGGGAUGCUUACCUAGCGGCGAAGAGGGAGGCUAAGAAGGCAGUCUCCAAGGCGAAGUCGGACCGCAAAAAGGCUGUGUACGACAUGCUUGAUACUAGAGAAGGAGAGCGGGCAGUGUAUCGUUUAGUCAGAGCGCGACAUCGCUCAACGUUGGAUAUGGAACACACCAGGAUCGUUAAGGGAGCUGAUGGAGCCGUUCUGCGCCGCCCUGGUCAGAUCCUGGAGAGGUGGCGAGAGUACUACAACCAGUUGUGUAACGAAGAGUUCUGUCAUCCUCCGAUCCCAACUGUUCCCAGCGUCGAGGGUCCAGUUCUACCAAUUACUGCCGUCGAAGUCAGUGCUGCCCUCGCAAAAAUGAAGUCGAACAAGGCAACCGGUCCUGAUGACAUACCUGCUGAUGUCUGGAAGCUGCUAGGAGAUCGAGGUUUUGUGAAGGACUGCAGCACUAUAGAUGCUAUCCAUGCUGUCCGUAUCCUUCUGGAGAAACAUCGAGAGAAGAACCGCAGUGUGCAUCUUGUUUUUCUCGAUCUCGAGAAAGCUUUCGACCGUGUCCCACAUGAGCUGUUAUGGAUGUCCAUGAGGUCGCAUAGAGUACCAGAGGAAUAUGUGCGGUGGGCAAAGCUGCUUUAUGCGAAGCCUACCAGUGUUAUCCGAUGUGCUGCUGGAACAAGCAGGCCAUUCCCUGUACAUGUAGGAUUUCUCCAGGGUUCAUCCCUCUCACCCCUGCUGUUCAUACUGUGCAUGGACACGAUAACGAAGGAAAUGCAGAAGCAGCAUCCGUGGACUCUACUCUUUGCCGAUGAUGUCAUGCUUGCGUCGAAGGCUCGAGGUGAUCUUCAGAAACAAGUACAGUCUUGGAAGGAUCGGCUACAGAAAUAUGGAUUGCGCCUCAACACAUCAAAAACUGAGUACAUGGAGUGCGGACCAAGGAUAGAGGAUGGUUCAAUUCGUGUCGAUGGCACAGAAUUAGACAAGGUGAACUGUUUCAAGUACCUUGGAUCCAAAAUGACUUCCACAGGCGACAUUGAUCAAGAAGGUCGAGCACGUGUUAAUGCGGCAUGGAUGAAAUGGAAAAUGGCAACAGGCGUACUGUGCGACAAGAAAGUCCCUGUUCGACUGAAGUCGAAGAUCUACAGGACGGUUGUGCGUCCUGUUGCCCUCUACGGAUGCGAGUGCUGGCCGACGACGAAAGCCUUGGAAAGAGUUUUGCACGCUAUGGAGAUGCGGAUGUUAAGGUGGACGAUAGGUGUAACGCUAAAAGAGAAAGUAUCCAACGACACUGUGCGCUCCAUCUUCGGCGUCGUCCCGAUAACUGAGAAGAUGAAGGAGGCCCGACUGAGAUGGUUCGGUCACGUCUUGCGGCGAGAGGAAGAUUCUGUUGCCAAAACCGCACUGAAGCUCGACGUUUCAGGAGUGAGGCCGCGUGGGAGGCCAAAGAUUCGCUGGUUAGACCGUGUGAAGCUGGAUAUGAUAGAUGCACGUUUACGUACGGCUGAUGCAAUGGAUAGAACCAAAUGGAAGACAAGAAGCAGAAAGGCGGACCCUGCAACAACGCGGCACAAACGCUAG